This is a messenger RNA of Sesamum indicum (sesame), 4014 nucleotides long. The record is from RefSeq and is a predicted model, not a curated record. Lineage: Eukaryota; Viridiplantae; Streptophyta; Magnoliopsida; Lamiales; Pedaliaceae.
GUUGGUGGGCUGAACUGGCGCAACCCAAUGUAGAUUAUCUUCUACAUAUAUAAAAUGCAAAGACUUUUCGGCUUGAGUUGACUCCAGAGUACAACUCAUUUUUCUUUCCUAAAUCAGUGAAAUCUUGUGCAUAGCUAGCUUGUAUUGUUUCCUGUCCCAAUUACAUCAAAACAAAAACAUGUAUGUUUCAAGAUUAUCAGAUAUUCUCAUAACUCUCUGCUUGUUCUGGCAAAUUCUGAUCACUCUUGCCAGCAACAAUUCUGCUAAUUAUUCCUCGCCUGCCAGUAUUGCCAUUUCUUGUGGUUCUUCCGGCAAGUUGACUGCACCGGAUGGACGAGUUUGGAUUGGAGAUUCCGGUUACGAAUCUUCAUUUUCACCGCAAAUUAAUGGAAAACCUUCCAAGUCAAGAGCCAUCCACCAACUGGAUUCUGUACCGUAUAAGACUGCUCGAGUAUCUCACCGUGAGUUUAGUUAUGUUUUCCCUGUUGAGCCGGGACAGAAAUUCGUCCGUCUGCACUUCUAUCAAGGUUCAUACAAGGGGUUCAAAAGUUCUAAAGCUUUGUUCACUGUCAAAGCUGGGCCUUACACACUCCUCAGCAACUUCACCGCAGCUGAUGUUUUGGGUUCAAAGCAGAUGAUCAGGGAGUACUGUGUUAAUAUAGAUAAUGGUGGAUCAUUGACAAUAACAUUCUCACCGGCUCCGAGAAAAAGGAGAUCAGACAACUUCUAUGCCUUUGUCAAUGGUAUUGAGGUGGUCUACAUGCCGACCAGUCUUUACUUCACUCCAGAAGGGGAACUAGGUGCCCCUGUUGUCGGCCAGAAGUACAGAUUCUACAUAGAUAACAGCACAGCUCUCGAGCUCGUUCAACGGCUAAAUGUUGGUGGAACCUCCAUUUUACCUGCUGAAGAUUCAAGCAUGUUCCGCAGAUGGGACCAAGACUCUGACUACUUGUUGGAAACUGGUGAUGAUCCAGCCAAUAAUGUAGUUACAAUGGCAUAUACAGGCACAUCAACAUGCAUUGCUCCAAACAAAGUUUAUCAAACAGCAAGGACUAUUUAUGCAGACACUAAACUGAGUGCAAAUAAUCUCACAUGGAAAAUACCAGUGGACUUGGGUUUUAGGUACCUGAUUAGGCUCCAUUGUUACAAGUUUCAACCAAAGAUAGCAGAGGCAGGCAAAAAAGAGUUCUCUGUUGUCAUAAACAAUCAGAUUGCUGAAGAUAAUGCUGAUGUUAUUCAAUGGGGCGGAACAAAUGGAGUUGCAGUUUACAGGGACUAUAUUGUGAUGAUGGAGGGAGAUAAAAUGGUGGGGAAGCGCCACCUUACCAUAACGUUCCAGCUGAACUUUGAGUCAAGAGAUAAACACUUCCAUGGCUCCCUGAAUGGUUUAGAAGUGUUCAAGUUGAGCAACCCAGACAACAAUCUAGCAGGUAGCUGGUCAGUCCCAGAGUUGCGGAGUCCAACAUCAACACCACGGCAAAAGAAACCAUCGUCUGUUUACACCACCGAUUUGAUUGCCACUGUGCUGAUAGGUACACUAACCUUGUUGAAUAUUGCUGUUUAUUACCUUAGAAGAGUUUCAGACUCAAAUUCUGGAUUGACCAAUAUAAGAUCAUCAUCAUCGGAGCAUCGAUGCCGUCAGUUUUCAAUUGAUGAAAUCCGAACAUCAACCAACAAUUUCGACCCUCGGUUUCAUAUUGGCAGCGGAGGAUAUGGCAGAGUCUAUAAAGGGAGCAUUGACAGGGGAGCUACAUUUGUUGCAAUCAAGCGAUUGAAAUCAGAGUCCAGACAAGGGGAGACUGAGUUUUGGACAGAGAUCAAGAUGCUAUCCAAGCUCAGGCACCAGCAUCUCGUCUCUCUGAUUGGAUACUGCAAUGACGGUCAAGAGAGGCUGUUAGUUUACCAGUACAUGCCCCGAGGAACACUUGCCGAUCAUCUUUACAAAACAAACAGACAUGGGAAGUCCAAUCCUCCUCUCCCUUGGGAACUGCGGCUCAAGGUCUCAAUUGGUGCCGCACGUGGCUUGUACUACCUUCACUCACGGCACAGGGCCAUUCAUAGAGAUGUGAAAAGCUCAAACAUUUUGCUGGAUGAGAAUUGGGUUGCCAAGAUUUCAGAUUUUGGAUUAUCCAAAAUGGGACCAGCAAAUGAUUCAUUCACACAUAUUAGUACCAAUGUCAGAGGCACAUUUGGAUACUUAGAUCCAGAAUACUUUUUGACGCGUAAAUUGACGAGAAAAUCCGAUGUGUAUUCUUUCGGGGUGGUUCUGUUCGAAGUGCUCUCAGGAAGACCAGCAGUGGACAUAAGACUUGAGGAGGAGCAACACAGCCUAGCUGGAUAUGCACGGUAUUGCAUUAGAGAGGGAAAAGUGGACCGACUUAUUGACCAGAACCUGAUGGGACAGAUCUCAUCAGCUUGUUUAAAAGUGUUUGUAGGAAUUGCAGGUAGAUGCUUGCACACUCAACCACAGGGAAGACCUGCAAUGGCUGAUGUAGUGAUGGGCCUUGAGUUAGCAUUGGCACUACAGCAGACCUCGGAUCCAGACAAACAGGUUGAGGAAGAGGAGAAUGCUGGACGAACUCACAGUGAUCAAAGCGAUGGGGUUAUUUCUAUUGAUGACAUGAGUAUAACUCCUCCAGAAGGAGAAUCAGAUAGAAUGAUGAGUGGAGAUAAUCCCAGCUCAGGCACGAGAAACAGAGGCAGUGAUCAGAAGAAUGCAAAAACAAAGGCAAAGGACAACAGUUCCAACAGAAAUCCAUCAACAAGAUGGUGGUGGGAUGCAUUUGGGAUUUUACCAAGAGCACCAUCAAAGUCGAAAGCUUCACCACUGCCCCCACAAGUAAUUAUCCAUCAGUUCUCUCUCGAGGAGAUACAGAAAGCCACAAACAACUUCCAUAACAGUCUCAUCAUUGGAUUUGGAGGAUCGGACACCGUCUACAAAGGAUAUAUAGAUGGUGGUCAAAAAGUUGUAGCAAUCCGAUGGUCAAGAACUACAGAGGCCAGACUCUGCAUGGCUCAUGAGUUGCAAUCAAAGAAAGAGAUUCAAAUGAAAUCUUCAUCUGCUCAAAAUCAUGUGGCCUCUCUAAUUGGGUAUUCUGAGACUGAAUCAGAUAUGAUUCUUGUAUAUGAUUACAUGACAAAUGGGACGCUCCAUGAUCAUCUUCACGAACCUUAUGGGGAUCCCCUUCCAUGGAAGCGGAGACUUCAAAUCUGCAUCGGUGCUGCUCAGGGGCUAAGCCACAUUCAUUCCAUUGUCAAACAGACAAUGCUUCACCGUGAAUUAAAGUCAACCAACAUUUGGUUAGACGAGAACUGGAUUCCCAAGGUUUCAGAAUGGGGUUUAUCCAAAAAGAAAGGAAACAGUCGACUGCCGACAAUUGUCAGGGGAAACUGGGGAUAUUUGGACUCAGACUACAUACGUGGAGAACAAUUAACAGAGAAGUCCUAUGUCUACUCUUUUGGCCUUGUUUUGUUCGAAGUGCUAUUUGCUGAAAAAGAAUCAGAUCGGUGGUCUGAAGAGGAUCAAGUGAGCCUAGCCUAUUGGAUUAAGUCAUGCAUGAGAGGUAACCUUGCUGGUUGUAUCGACCCAUUUCUCGUCGGAAGAAUAUCACCAGAUAGUCUUAAAACAUUCGUAGAGACUGCAGGAAGGUGUUUGCUUGAUCAUGGGACCGACCGGCCGUCAAUAGUUGAUAUAGUGACAAGACUUGAGGUUGCAUUAAAGCAGCAGGAAGCCGCAGAAGGUAAUAAAGGUCCUCAACUCAUGAGGAGCUGAAUACAGAUAGUAGAUAUUUGGCCAGACAGGAAGAGUCAUGUAAUAUCUAGAUUGCAUCGCUGUUGGUCCUUGAGAUAGCCUCGUACCAAAUUUUUUCGCAUUCUGAAGUAGCACACAAGUUCAUGCACUAGUACAGGGAAACAUUAAGUUGUAAUUAGCAGAAUUGCCUUCUGAAACUUCAAAUUAUCUGGAUUAAUACAGAAAAGGUCUAUAUACAAAUGCGUGGACCUCCUUAAACCUCA